AAGCAAGGAGUAUGUGGAGGAGUCGCUGGCGGCCGGGAUUAUUCGCCCAUCUUCAUCCCCUGCCGGAGUCGGAUUUUUCUUUGUGGACAAGAAGGACAAGACUCUGCGACCCUGGGUCUCAACGACAUAACCGUGAAAAACAGGCUGAAAAGUGUUGCUGUUUCAUCAAGAAGAUGGAAUCCAAAAGCGCGAAUGAAAACAAAGGUGGAAAUUUCUCACUUUCAAAGAAUUGUGCCGAAAAGAGCCGCAGAACCGCAACCCGGCCGACGUCAACGGCGCCGGCCGUCCCCCUUAAAAGGCACGCGUGCGCACACCCCCGACACAUCCAGACCCUCCAGGACCUCCCGGACCUCCAAGACCUCCGCAACCUCCAGGACCUCCAGGACCUUCAAGACUUCCACAACCUCCAGACCCUCCAGGACCUCCAUCUGCCCCAUUUCAGCGGCGCACCUCCACCUGCCAGGACCCGGACCUUGUAAACCAUCGCCACCGGAACCGUCACGACUGUCUGGAUCAUGAUUGUCGCCCUGGUGGUGUUGGUCCUGCGGCUGGGCAGCGUCCACGUGAUGACGGCGGCCGUGCCAGUCUGCAGCCUCCCGGAAAAUGUUGUACUGGAGGCCCACAACCUGCUCAGAGAUCUGGGGGCGUUGUUUCCUGUCCACUGCCUGCCAUACAACGCCAACGUGACCUUUCCUUGCACCGCCCUCACCAACGCCACCCAGUGUCGGCAGACGUUGCGGGCGCUUCACCAGGCGCUGCGGGGGGCAGAGCAAGUUUUCCAGGACAACGACCUACCGCACGGAGAGGGUGCAUUCGCGUGGGACCAGCAGAAACUGGACUACUUCCAGAACCUUCAGAACCGCCUGGUGCGGGACGGCGGCUGCUUGUCCGCCGGGGCCCUUUCGGAUCCUCAUUUGUCGUCCUACUUUGGCAACGUGACCUCUCUUCUUCAGCAGCAGGACAGCGCCAUCUGUGGUUGGUCGCUGCUGCGGCGAGAUGUGCUCUGGGUCCUCAAUACUGCUCUUCGCCGACACCGCAGCUGCUUCAGAUGAUGACAAGCCACGCCCCGAGACAGUUCAUAUUAUAUACGUCACCUAUUUAUAUAUUUAUCUGAUUCGUCCUGUCAUUCUGCAU
Molecule: messenger RNA, 1134 nt
Organism: Phycodurus eques (leafy seadragon)
Lineage: Eukaryota; Metazoa; Chordata; Actinopteri; Syngnathiformes; Syngnathidae
Gene: ifnphi2
Product: interferon phi 2
Exons: 7
Coding region: 516-1052 (178 amino acids)
Biological process (GO): defense response
Cellular component (GO): extracellular region
Molecular function (GO): cytokine receptor binding
Source: RefSeq, a predicted model, not a curated record